CUGCGCUGCACGUCCCCCAUCGUUCAGCGCCACCGGGCCCUCCCAGCCCCGCCGCCUCCUUCUCCUCCGCCCUGGCUCUCUCUCCGCGCUGGUAUCAGCCUCGGCGUCCCACAGAGAAGGCAAGACGUGGGAAGGUAGAGAACCAGACCAGGCUUAUCAGGGAUUGCCGGGAGAGGGGAUGCAGCCCCUCCCCAGGUCGCACCCAAGGCGCAGGCAAAGGUCACGGAGCAUGCGUUGAAUACCUGGGGCGGCGACCCCUCCCACGCAGACGGCUCUCAGCUGGCCUCGCCCAGCGCCGCCUCCUUCUGCUGCCCAGCCGCCUCUUCCCGCCUCGCCUCGCCCCGCCCCAUCCCGCCCACGGGCUCCCAGUGGGCGGGACCAGAGGAGUCCCGCGCUGGGGGACUGUCAAGGCCGUGACCCGGGUUUUAUUGCCCUAGUGGCCGAAGGGGAGCCAACAUGGCAGCGGGUUUCCGGCGAUGCUGCGGGGUCCUGAGAAGUAUUUCUCGUUUUCAUUGGAGAUCACAGCAUACAAAAGCCGAUCGACAGCGUGAACCAGGAUUAGGAUUUAGUUUUGAGUUGACUGAACAGCAGAAAGAAUUUCAAGCUACUGCUCGUAAAUUUGCCAGAGAGGAAAUCAUCCCAGUGGCUGCAGAAUAUGAUAAAACUGGUGAAUAUCCGAUGCCCCUAAUUAGAAGAGCCUGGGAACUUGGUUUAAUGAAUCCGCACAUUCCAGAGAAUUGUGGAGGUCUUGGACUUGGAACUUUUGAUUGUUGUUUAAUAACUGAAGAAUUGGCUUAUGGAUGUACAGGGGUUCAGACUGCUAUUGAAGGAAAUUCUUUGGGGCAAAUGCCUCUUAUUAUUGCUGGAAAUGAGCAACAAAAGAAGAAGUAUUUGAGGAGAUUCACUGAGGAGCCGUUGAUGUGUGCUUAUUGUGUAACAGAACCUGGAGCAGGCUCUGAUGUAGCUGGUAUAAAGACCAAAGCAGAAAAGAAAGGAGAUGAGUAUAUUAUUAAUGGUCAGAAGAUGUGGAUAACCAAUGGAGGAAAAGCUAAUUGGUAUUUUUUAUUGGCACGUUCUGAUCCAGAUCCUAAAGCUCCUGCUAAUAAAGCCUUUACUGGAUUCAUUGUGGAAGCAGAUACCCCAGGAAUUCAGAUUGGGAGAAAGGAAUUAAACAUGGGCCAGCGAUGUUCAGAUACUAGAGGAAUUGUCUUUGAAGAUGUGAAAGUGCCUAAAGAAAAUGUUUUAAUUGGUGACGGAGCUGGUUUCAAAAUUGCAAUGGGAGCUUUUGAUAAAACCAGACCUGCAGUAUCUGCUGGUGCUGUUGGAUUAGCACAAAGAGCUUUGGAUGAAGCUACCAAGUAUGCCCUGGAAAGGAAAACUUUUGGAAAGUUACUUAUAGAGCACCAAGCGAUAUCAUUUAUGCUGGCUGAAAUGGCAAUGAAAGUUGAACUAGCUAGAAUGAGUUACCAGAGAGCAGCUUGGGAGGUUGAUUCUGGUCGUCGAAAUACCUAUUAUGCUUCUAUUGCAAAGGCAUUUGCUGGAGAUAUUGCAAAUCAGUUAGCUACUGAUGCUGUGCAGAUAUUUGGAGGCAAUGGAUUUAAUACAGAAUAUCCUGUAGAAAAACUGAUGAGGGAUGCCAAGAUCUAUCAGAUUUAUGAAGGUACUUCACAAAUUCAAAGACUUAUUAUAGCCCGUGAACACAUUGGCAAGUAUAAAAAUUAAAAAAAUCACUGUAGAAACAUUGAAUAACAAUCCACUGUUUCAGCUCCAGAAAAGAGAAAGGGCUUUAACGUUGUUUCCAGUGAAAAUAAAAAUAAAUCCUCUUAUAUUAAAUCUAAGCAACUGCUUAUUAUUAGUAGUUUAUACUUUUGCUUAACUCUGUUAUGUCUCUUAAGCAGGUUUAGUUUUUAUUAAAAUGAUGUGUUUUCUUUAGUACUACUUUACUUGAAUUACAUUAACUUAGAAAAGUACAUAUGUUUUGUUAUUUUGAUCUCUUAAGAUUAAUAUCACAGAAAUUUCUUGGAAUUUUAUUUUUGUAAUGACUGAAAAGUGGGCUUAGAAAGCAUUCGAGAUGUUACAAAAUUUACAUUUAGAAAAUAUUUUAGUAUUUGAAUACUAUCAACUUGUCAGUGACUUUGCAGACUUAAUGAUAUUAUUAAAGUUCUUUUUACUGCAGUUUGGAAAGCAUUUGCUUUCAGUUUAGCACAGAAACAGUCAAAAUUUUGACAUUCAUAUUCUCCUAAUUUACAGCUACAAGAACUUUCUUGAAAAUCUUAAUUCUGAACCCAUAUUUCACUUACCUUAUUUGAAAUAAAUCAAUGAAGCUUGCCUUAAAUUAUUUUUAUAUGGCUGUUGGUCUCUAGGUAGCCUUUGGUCUGUUUUACACAAUCUCAUUUCAUAUGUUUGCAUUUUGGCAAAGAACUUAAUAAAAUUGUUCAGUGCUUAUUAUCACA
Molecule: messenger RNA, 2453 nt
Organism: Rhinopithecus roxellana (golden snub-nosed monkey)
Lineage: Eukaryota; Metazoa; Chordata; Mammalia; Primates; Cercopithecidae
Gene: ACADM
Product: acyl-CoA dehydrogenase medium chain
Exons: 12
Coding region: 457-1722 (421 amino acids)
Biological process (GO): medium-chain fatty acid catabolic process; fatty acid beta-oxidation
Cellular component (GO): mitochondrion
Molecular function (GO): flavin adenine dinucleotide binding; medium-chain fatty acyl-CoA dehydrogenase activity
Source: RefSeq, a predicted model, not a curated record